AUGCGGAAUCAAUCUAUCGAGAAUCGAAAUUUAAGGCCGAGACAAAACGAAGGGCUUUCUAAGCAUACUAUGGUUACCUCCCGUAAACUUUUUUUACAAAUUUAUAGAAAUGUGCCAAAAAUCUUGUCCAAACAUUUUAUUCGGCAACCUUAUCCAUAUAAUAAAGCUAUUGUGUUAAAUUGGUCUCCUCUUAUUAAAUCCUCAAAUUUUUUACGAACUUUUGAAGAAGCUUCCUUGUCUAUUAAUUUAAGAAUGUGGAACUGGAGGUUUGCAAUAACUAAAUAUACGAGACGAAAACAUUCAGCUCUUACGCCAGUAACAACGAAAGAAAAAAAAAGUCAAACAGAAUUGGAAGUUGUUUACACAUGUGAUCAAAUUAAUCAGCGAUAUCUUCAACAUUUAAUCGAUUGUUUUCGAAAAAAAUUGGAAAGAAGGAGUACUGAUGACAUAUUUUCAACAUAUGACGAUUUAUCAAAAAAGGACGCUUUGCGGUUUCUUAAUAUGAACGAUUACACACGAUUAAUAACUCGAUUGAAAGAUUACGAUUCAAAAGAUUUUGCAUUACAUUGGCUAAAUCGAUUUUUUAGUGAUAUGAAAUUCGUCAAUUUGAGUUUAUCCCUAUAUACAUAUGGAUUAAUGAUAACGAUGUAUGGGAAAUGGGGAGAGUAUGACAAGGCAGAAAAUAUUUUUGUUGAAAUAUGUCAAAAGAACAUUUCAUAUGAUGUUUACACGUAUAAUAAAUUUAUUUAUAUAUAUGCAAAUAUAGGUAAUCUACAUCGCGUUUAUCAAUUAUUACAAGAUAUGAAAUCCAAAUCAAUUCAUCCGAUCCUAUCAACUUACAAUAUCAUUAUUUUGGCAUACAUACGAAAUAAGAAUAUAACAGGCGCUCUAAGCUUAUUACAUGAAAUUGAAGAAAAAGGGUUACAACCUGAUGUUGUAACUUUCAAUACCAUUAUCAAUGGAUUUUUGCAACUUCAUGAUUUUAAGAAUGCGGAAAGAUGUUUUGAAACAAUGUCAUCCAUGAGAGUUAGACCCAACGCGAGAACAUUCAACACAUUAAUGUCAAGUUAUUUUAAAAUAAGAAAUUACCAAUAUGUGGAAAAACUUUACAAUAGGAUGAUCGAAAUGAAAAUUCAACCAAGUCCAGAUUCAUACUUUACAUUAAUGUCGGCUUACGUUCAUUCUGGUAAGAAGCAGCAAGCUUUAAAAAUCAUGAAUCAAUUAAAUGCUCGUGAUUGGAAAAGCUUACGAGUUUACAACAUGCUUAUACAUUUGUACAUACAACUUGAUGACUUUUCCAUGGCACGUGAGAUAUUUUGUCAGAUAUCAGAAUCAGCAUUAAAGCCUAAUGUUGUUACUUUCAAUACUUUUAUCAACGGCUAUAUUGAUCGACAAAACCUGAAAGAUGCAAUCAAAUACUUUGAUGAAAUGGUUAAAUCCGGGAUUUCCCCAAAUGUUAAAGUUUACAAUACGUUAUUGAAAGGGUAUUUAAAUGCUUACGGAAUUUCAACUGUAGAAAAAAUAUUUACUCAAAUGUCUGCUUAUGACAUUGCUCCUGAUGUUAUCUCUUAUAACACUUUGAUACAAUAUAUCAAGGGACAAAACAAAAUAGAUGAUUUCGAAAGAGCGAUUGAUCAAUAUCGAAUAAUGGUUAAAAGGUUGGUUAAGCCUUCUGAUCGAACUUUUAACAUAUUGUUGAAUUUAGUGACGAUGAGGGACGUUAGGAGGGAUAUAUUACAUCAUCGUCAACUUACUAAAUACCAAGAAUCUGAGGAACUGGCAGAAUUGACCGUAGAAGAUAUUUUAAGAGAGAUGAAAUCAAAAGGUUUUAUAAUAGAUGUUGUCACUUAUUCUAUUCUGAUAAAAAACUAUGUACAAUAUAAGAAAAUGGAUGAGGCCGAAAAAUUAUUGCAACAGAUGACAAAUAACGACAUAAAACCUAACCAAUACAUUUUCAAUAUAAUGAUUGACGGCUAUAGCAAAUCGUAUAAUAUGAUUAUGGCACAGCAAACAGUUAAAAGGAUGAUUAAUUCAGGAUUUCAGAAGGAUCAAAAAGCAUAUACAUCUCUAAUUAAUGGAUAUGUUACUAUUGGUGAAUUUAGGGAAGGUCAGAGAGAAUUUGAGGAAAUGAAACGAUCUGGGGUAAUUCUAGACAACAUUGUUUAUUCUUCUCUCAUAGAUAUGUUCGCCAACGAAAAAAAUAUACGAAAUGCACAAAAAAUUUUUGAUUAUAUGCGUAUACAAGGAAUUCCUAUGGAUAAAAUAACAUAUACUGUACUUAUGAAAGCAUAUGCUUUAAAUGGAAACAUUAAAGGCGCAAGUUCUAUUUACAAUGAAAUGAUUAAAGAAGGGUGUGAGCCAGAUGAAGUAGUGAUAUCUACGAUGCUAUCUGCAUAUAAACGAGGAAAGAACAUUAAGGGUGUGAUUGAUUUUCUUAAAGAUUCUAAAAUAAAUAUGUAUCUCAGCACACGAAAUUACAAUAUUCUUUUGAACAUGCUUGCUCAGGAAAGAGAUUUAUCAGGAGCAUAUAAAUUAUUCAUGAAAAUGUUAGAAAGUUACGAUCAUUCAUCGAAGUCUUCAUUGCAAGUAAAUACUACUUUAACAUCCAUCAAUUCACAUACACAAUUUCGACAUCCACCACCUGAUCUAGAUAGUCUUAAAAUAAUCCUUAAACGAUUCAGUUAUUUUCGGCGAUGGGAUUUGAUUAUGCUAAUAUGGGAUGCAACAGAUCAAAGAGAGAUCAAACCUUCUAUUGAAGAUUUUUUGAUAUUUAUAAAAGCGUUUGUUAUGGAGAGAGACAGGAAAAAAUUGAUGCAG
Funneliformis caledonium is the source of this 2817-nucleotide messenger RNA. The record is from the annotation of a GenBank genome assembly. NCBI's taxonomy places the organism in Eukaryota, Fungi, Glomeromycota, Glomeromycetes, Glomerales, Glomeraceae.